UUUUUUUUAAGUGUUAGUUUUGAUAUUUUCAAAAGGCUUUUAGGCUGCUUGUGAAGUCAGAGCAAAUACCAAGAAGGUGUUGUGGGGAGAUGGAUGAGGGGAAGGACCAAUCUCAUGGGACGUUCUACCAGACCUCUGAACCUCAUCAAGGCAAGUCCCGAGCUCCAGAAAUCACUGGAACUUGGAACUUGAGAAACAGAGAGCAUCUCAGGAAGAGGAGAGCUGAAGCGCAGGAGAAGCAGUCACAAUGGCUCCUCGGAGAACAGAAAAAACGCAAGUGCCAAAGAACAAGAAAAAGAAAUGAAAGAGGCCAAAAGAGGCAAAGAAACGCAGAGCCAAAGGCGAAGCCUUCGCCACAAAGAGAAAAGGAAAGGGUGCAGGAAGUACCGGUACCUGCCGAAGCCGAAGAAGAAAGAGAGCACCCUGAAGCCCCUGUAAGUGAAGCCCUCCCCUUGGCACUCUCCACAAAAGCUGUGCUUGCGGAACACUGUUCUCCAGUACACCAAGAAAGCUUUCAGUGCCAGGAAGUAUCAACAUGGGACCAUUCUCAAACAUUCCAAUGUGGGGCCAAACCUGAAGGCCACUCUCCUACCACGUGCCAAAACAGAGCAGAGCUUCAGUAUUCUCCUAGAAUGUGCCAAGACAUGGCUGGACCUGAGGCAAUGCUGCCUAAAAUGUGCCAGCAAACAGCUGUGCCCGAAAGCCAUUCUUCCAUAGUACCCCAAGAUAUGGCUGGACCUGAGGUAAUCCUGCCUAAAAUGUGCCAGCAAACAGCUGUGUCCCCAAACCCCAAAGUACCCCAAGACAUGUCUGGACCUCAGGUACUCUCUACUGUAUGCCAGCAAACAGCUGUGCCCGGAAGCCAUUCUUCCAAAGAACCUCAAGAUAUAGGUGGACAUGAGGAGCUUACUCUUAAAAUGUGCCAGGAACCAACUGUGCUUCAAGAACGUUCUUUGAAAAUGUGCCAAGAUGUAGCCCUACCUGAAGUCCUCUUCCCUAAAACACACCAAGGGAUGGCUGUUCCCAACACCCUUCCCUGGACAACACCUGGAGAUGCUGCUGGCCCAGAAGAAUGCUCACCCAAAGCACUCCCCCAGUCAGGUGUGCCUGAAGGCUGUCCUCUUGACACCUGCCCCAAGUCAGUGAGACCAGAAAAAACCGCUUCCCACCCAGAUCAGGGAAUGGCUGCGACUGAAGACUUCUUGUCUGAGACCAAUGAAUGCAAUGUGUCUGAAGACUUUUCUACGAAAACACACCAAGAAGCAGCCGAACCCGAAUUCACUGCUCACGAUACCCAUAAAGAACCCAGUGCGCCUACAGUCUCUCCUAAAACAACACCUGGACCUGAAGAAUGUUCACCGGAAACAUGUGAACCACAUGGGCUCGAGAACUAUUCAGCCGAAACUUACCAGGAAGUAUCUGGGCCUGAAGACCUCUCUAGCAAGACCUGUAACAACAGGGAUGAACGAGUCCAGAAAGCAGAUGGGGACCAAGGGCAGAACCCUGCUGCCCACGAGGGCAGCGAGGAUGUCCGUACUUUCUCUCAGGAAAUGAAGGAAAAGGCCAAAGCAGAUCAAGAUCCAGGAACUCCAGCAAGUCCACAGGGUCCUCAAGAGAUCUGUCCAGAAAAUGACAUCUAUAGCUAUGCUCUAUUUUAACAAGUGCUUGGUGAAGAAGCUGCAGUCCAAUGAGGAAGCUGCAGUCUAACUGAAUACACACACACAUCUUCUCUAGUAUCGUUUUUCUGAAACAUUGAAGCAAUCGCUACAAUUUGCAUUGCUAUUUUAACUUGUGUUUUUUUUUUCCAUUUGUAGAUCAUAUCUGAGAGAAUUAACUUGUUUUUGUUUUUUGAGACACAGUUUCUCUGUGUAGUCUUGGCAGUCCUGGACUGAUUAGUAGACCUGGCUGGCUUCCAACUCACAGGGAUCUGCCUGCCUCUGCCUCCCCGAGAAGAAUUAACAUUUAAAGGCUCUAAUACAUAGACAAAGUGUGUGUGUGUGUGUGUGUGUGUGUGUUUGUGUGUGUGUUUUUGGGUGCCCAUGUGCUGGAGCACUUGUGAACAAAGAUGUGUGUGUAUAUAUAUAUAUAUGGGAAAGAUAGUACAGGGAAGGGACAAACAAGAGCAGGGGAAGGGAUGAGUAGUUGAUUCUCUCCUCUAGGAAGAAACAUAUAUUUGAUAACUCUGAGGAGCAGAUAGCUAUUUAAUAUCAACACUUAAUAUUUUGAAAGUAUAUAAGUAUGUAGUAAUAUAUAACUAUAUUGUGAAUUUUGUCAAUUAUUGAUGUCAUAACAUCAGAAUUUUAUUUAAGCUUUAUAUGGCUCUCUGAGUUAAUCUGAACAAUUUCUUUGUUUGUUUUUCAAGACAGGGUUACUCUGUGUAGCCUUGACUGUCCUGGACUCACUUUGUAGACCAGGCUGGCCUCGAACUCACAGAGAUCUACCUGCCACUGCCUCCCUGAGUGCUGGGAUUACAGAUGUGCGCUACCAUGCCAGCUCUAAACAAUUCUUAUUCUGGGACUUCUUGCAAGUUAUUUUGGAAUUGAUAAAUGCCAUUUACUUCUGUGUGUGAACCUGAACCUUCUAUUUUUUAUUUUUAAACUGUAUUUGUAAAAAAAAAAAAAAAAGUAUAUUAAAUCAUUUCUAUGGGCUUUGCUGUUACCAAGA
Molecule: messenger RNA, 2664 nt
Organism: Meriones unguiculatus (Mongolian gerbil)
Lineage: Eukaryota; Metazoa; Chordata; Mammalia; Rodentia; Muridae
Gene: Hemgn
Product: hemogen
Exons: 4
Coding region: 90-1658 (522 amino acids)
Biological process (GO): regulation of osteoblast differentiation; cell differentiation
Cellular component (GO): nucleoplasm
Source: RefSeq, a predicted model, not a curated record